ACAAGACUUAGCGUCAAUAAAAUGCACCGAAAGAAAGAUAAACUGAGAGAUAAGACCGUUGAUUUAAGACGGGAAUAUUUGGACGCUGAGUCCAGCGACGAGCACCAUGACCAAUAUGAAAGCGAUAAGGAAACAGAAAGAGCGAAGGAAACGUCACUGAGAACGACUUACGACCACGAGGAACUUAAAAAACUGAUUGGUUUUGUUAAAAAUAUGACAGCACUAUCAAAACUCAAGGAUAAUGAUUGGAAUGAAACUAUUUUUGAAAAUAUAAAAGAAUUUUUAACGAACAAAAAAAUAAAAGUUUUGAUAAUUUAUUUUAAUGAAAAAAAUACUUUGACAAGUGAUUUUUAUUUUCCGACAUAUCCAGUAGGUGAACUAACGUAUUUUAUACGAAAAAGAAAUGAAAAAUUUUGUGUCAAAAAUUUUCACAACGAAAUAUUGUUCGGCACGACUAAUAAUACUAACGUUGAAGCGACGCUGUCUGCAAUAACAAAUGAUCUACUUGCGCCAAUUUUUCUAAAUAUUUAUUCAUGGAGUGACAACAAUGCUGCUACAAUGCUUUGCUUGAUAAAGUUUUGUAAUUUAUUCCUUAACUGUUCGACAACAUGCGUAAAAGCAAACUUUUGUAUGAACUUGUACGAGUUUCUUAGCAGUCUCACUGAGUUGAGAUAUAAAAAAUUGGGUUUAACUGUAAUUUAUGUACCGAUUGAAACAAAUAAUCUAACAGUGACAGAAGCAUGCAGCAAUAAAGAUCUUAUAAAACGCUUGGAGAAACUUAUUUUUUUAUGGACUAAACAAAUAAGACUCGGACUGUCAGACGCCGAAAGCCAAAUGAUAGAUAAAAAAUUUCCAUGCAUUAUUGAUGAACAUAAAUUAUGGAUCACACGAUGGAAUAAUUUCCGUGGAUUAAAUCAUCAAAUUAAAAGUUCUGCAGUGCAGCACAUAUUGGAUAUAUUGACGGAAGCUAAAUCCAAUCAAUUGCAACAGUUUAUGCUACUGAAUAACGAAAUUGAAGAACGUACCGAAGAAGCAAAAACAAAUAUAGAGUAUUUAGAGCUAUUAAAAGAUCCGUGUAUUGAAUUAAACGAAAUAACGGAGCCUGAAUUUUUAUCGGAGCACUUGCCAAAAAUUUUACAUAUCUUCCGUUACAUCUGGCUGCACUCGCCGUUCUACAGCACACAACAAAGAGCUUAUCAUCUCAUUAAGCUAAUAAACAACCAGAUUAUCACAAUAAACCGCGGGUUCAUUAACCUUGAAGAUGUUUUCGAGGAUGGGAAGACGCGAGAAACGAUAAAAAUACUGAAAAAGUGCAUUGAGGCUUGUAAAAGUUACAAGAAUCUCUACUUGAAGGCAAUUUUUAUCAUAAAUCUAUUACCUCUGUUCACUCACAAUGAUUUAACAUCAAACGCUUGGGAUUUAGAUGACAAAGAAGUUCUACAUUACAUCGAUAUCUUUAUUGAGAGAUGCAGAAAUUUUAUCGAAAUUUUACACGCCAUGAUCGACUUUGCUCAAUUAGAUGAAGAAGCCAAGAGAAUUGAGCCAAUUUUCAGUGGAACAAAUAGCAAAGAAUAUGAAAGAGUAUGUAUCAAAAUAGAGAAGAGAUUUUUAGUGUAUUUACAAACACUAAGACUUAAAGCUCACAAGAUAUUAGACGUUCAAGAGCCCACCUGGUACGACGACAUGUUCGCAUUCCAGAACGAGAUGAAGGACUUGGAGAUAACAAUUGAGAACCUCGUGAACGUUGUGUUCAAAGACAUGAAUAAUGUACAGGAAGGUAUUAGCAAUCUCUAUGGAUUUAAAAUUUACAUGAAUAGAAAGAGUUUGAAGACUCUCUUCGAUUCAAUAACAACAAAAGUGAGGAUAACAAUAGUCUUAUUGAAUUUAUCAAUACAAAAUUUAUCAAUAAUCACUAUUAUUACUAUGAACUUAAUUUUGUCGAAGAUAUGGCUGCUGUUUGCCAACGAUAUUCAAGUAAUAAAACAAGAAAUAUUGGAGGAACGUAAUGAGUGUCCGUCAAAUACUCCAUAUUUUUCUGGUAGAGCAUUAAAUCUAAAGCUGAAAAGCAAACGAUUAGAAGUGACUAGACAACAACUCACCGAGGCAAAAUGGCCUGGACAGUGUGGAAUUAGUGAGAAAGUUUACCAUCAGCAGGAGAUGUUGGUUGGUUCCAUCAGUGAAACGAUCGUCAGGCUCUAUCACAAGUGGAUGGAUGACAUCGGUGAUAAUCCAAAGAGCCGGCUCGAUCGAUACUUGAUGCGACGUAGCGACGAUAAGCCGGGACUGCUCGAGUCCAACCUCGAUCCAAACCUUGUGAAUUUAUGCCGCGAGGCGAACUAUUGGCAGUACCUAGGCUUCCAAAUUCCCAUCUACGUACAGAUGAUCUAUGAUAAGUGGGACACGCUACAGUUCGUUUCUGAGAGUGUGCUUAUGCUUGUCCGUGCAUACAAUAGGAUACUUGAUGGUAUAAUACCCCAUUGUCUUUUGUUUUCUCUUUCGCCUGAAGAACAGCUAUUUUUUAGACGUCACAUAAAAGACCUCGAUGAUAAAAUUCACCCGGGAUUAACUAAGCUAACUUGGAACUCUGAUUCUAUUGAUGUUUAUGUAAAAAAAUGCUGCGAUAUCGCAACUGAUUUUCAAGAUUUCCUAUAUACGUACAAAAAUUCAAAUUUAAAAAUACUGAAAAUUUAUGAGGAAAUUUGUGAUACGUCAAUAAUAAAAAUACAACCAAACUACAGUUAUGAGUUAUCAGAAUUUAAAAGAGAAUUUAAAAUCACGAGGGAUCGUGUUUUUAAAGAGCUUGAGGAAAAAUACAGGGACAUUAUUCAGUACCUCUUAGUAGUGUACGAAGGGUUUCAGUUGGUAAUUUCCGAGAGUACUGCGGAAUGGAAGAAUUAUCUGAUUAACCUGGACAGAGUAUUGGAAGAGACCUUACGUUUAUCUCUAAGAAACUCAUUAACUUUUAUGUACGAUGCACUACAUGGCGUUGAUACCAAUGGACCAUCAACAUUUAUUUUCAUUAAUAUCAACCUACUCAAUAAUAGUAUGGUGUUUUCCCCUUCUCUUGAUGAAAUCUCCAAAGUCACCAGUAGUGCUUUAAAAAAUAUUUUGGAACCGUUCAAAAACAUCCCAAGAUUGACUGAAAAAUUCGGACUAGGACGUAAUGGGGUCAGUAGUCUCUGGAGGACUUUCAAUGAAGACCAAACAUUUAUUCAGAUGCAAAAAAACAUUGACGAUCAAGUCGACACGUGUUUCAAUUUGAUUGAAAAUUAUCUCAAGACAUGGGAACCGUUUCGUGAUGUAUGGGAAGUUGACAAAGAUUUAUUUAUCAAAAGCUACGAAAAUUUGAAACCAUCAGCGGUCUUAUUUGAAGCAGAGAUCGGAAAAUAUACUGAGUUAGCAAAUAAUUUACAAAUGCAAGAAACAUUCGCGACAGUAAAUUUUCUAAAUAUUAAUUCAGAUCAACUGAAAAACGCGAUAGUAGAACACUGUGUAGAGUGGCAAAAUAAAUUAACACUCUUGUUAUUACGUAUGACUCAAGAAUUAGUCGAGCAGCUGAACGUUUACAUGGGGGAAAGCAUAACAAAGAUAAGCAGAGAGCCAACAGACUUCAUCGAAAUGCAAGCAACGUUGCAAUUGUUCGAGAGACUCCGAGCUGAAAUUCUGUGGAAAGAGGAAGAAUUCCCCAAGAUACGAGAGCAGUACCAGACUCUAGAGAAAUAUCAAGUACGAGUGAGUCUCGAUUUUAAGAGGAAAAUAAAAGAUUUACAAAAAUCAUGGACUAGUUACGUUGAAUUUAUCUCAAACUACGCGGUGACAAUUGCCGAGAUAAAGGAACAGUUCAAGUGCAAACUCUUGAAGCAGGCAGAUGUAUUUAAGGAAGACACUGUCGCGUUGCUAAAUAGAUUCCAAGAUACCGGGCCAUUCACCUCAGACUGGGGAACUCUCGACGCUCUAACAUGGCUGGCUGAAUUUAAACAACAGUUAGAGCAAUUGAGACAAGUUGAGGUUGAACUUAAAAAUAAUUUCAAUAUUUUUGAAGCCAGUCUAGUUGAUUCGUUGGAACUGGACAAGAUUGACAAAGAGUUUUCAGCGAUUCAACUUGUGUGGGAAUUGACAAAAAAAUGGGAUGAAUCAUGGGAACGUUAUAAAACAGUUAACUUCUGGACAAUAGAAAUCGAUGAAAUGGAAACAGUGGCAUCAAAAUUAUUCAAAAAAUUUACUCGGCUAUCGAAAGAGCUUGAAAACAAAAAUUGGUCAAUAAUUGAAUUUACUAGAUCGCGUAUUGAUAAAUUUCGCCGUACAUUACCUCUAAUAAUAGACCUAAAAAAUCCUGCAAUGCGUAAACGUCACUGGGACAAAGUUAAAUCUACAAUAGGCCAUGAAUUCGAGGAACUUUCCGAAGGAUUUACAUUGUCGUUAAUAAUAAAAAUGCAAUUACAAAAUUAUUCCGAUGAAAUUGGUGAUAUAUCAAAUGCCGCGUCCAUGGAAUUAACGAUAGAACAAGGUUUAAAGAGCAUCACUGCAACAUGGGAUACUCGGAAACUGGAAAUGACACUUAACAAAGAAACUGGAAUUUAUCGAUUACAAUCAGUGGACGAGAUCUUUCAGACUUUAGAGGAUCACCAAGUCCAGUUGUCAGCAAUGAAGUCAACGAGGUUUGUCGAGCCCUUCGUCAACGAUGUAGACCAAUGGGAACGUACUUUAUCCACGAUUGCCGAUUUGCUUGAAGUAAUUCUUCUUGUACAAAAAGACUAUAUAUAUCUGGAUAAUAUAUUCCGUACAGAAGAUAUAAGAAAGCAAAUGCCAAACGAAACAGACAGCUUUGAUGCAUUAACCAUCGAAUUCAAAGACAUUUCCAGUCAAAUGGCUAAAGCACAAAAUAUCGUUCAAGCUUGUCACGAUUCAAAUGUAUUACUUAAACGGCUGAAUAAACUCCUGAAUCAUAUGGACUCGAUUCAACGUGCGCUAGAGCAAUAUUUAGAAACUAAACGUCAUAUAUUUCCGCGGUUUUACUUCAUAUCCAAUGAUGAUCUUCUAGAGAUAUUGGGCAGCGCAAAACAUCCGGAUUUAAUACAACGACAUAUAAAAAAACUCUUUGGGAAUAUAAACUCUUUGAAAAUAUCAAAACUUAUAACGGGUAGGCAUAUAGCCGAGGGAAUGUUUUCAACUGAAGGAGAGUACGUGGGAUUUCUUCAGUCAGUAAACUUAGAGGGACAAGUAGAGUAUUGGCUUUGUAAAAUUGAAAUGGCAAUGCGAGAGUGCCUGAAAGAGGUUCUACGACAGUGUCGUGCGGCACUACGAAAAAUCCAGGAUAAGCGGGACAAGUGGGUAAAGGAGUGGCCGAGUCAGCCGGGAAUAACGUCCACUCAGAUACAGUGGACAAGCGACUGUACACGAGCACUUAUACAUUGCAAAGCUAUGGAAUCUAGGAAACCACUGAGAAAACUACGAAAACGGCAAAAUCAAGCGCUCACUAAGUAUUCAGAAGCUAUUCGUACUGACGUAGAUAAACUGCUGAGGAUAAAACUCAAAGCUAUUGUCGUCAUUGAAAUUCAUGCGAGAGAUGUCAUUGAAAAAUUAUAUAAACUGCGUUGUAAAGAUGUUACGUCAUUUGAUUGGAUAUCGCAAUUACGUUUUUACUGGGAUCGUAAUCUGGACGAGUGUGUUAUACGGCAAACUAACACUAAUUUUAUUUAUGGAUACGAAUAUCUCGGAAACUCGGAGCGCUUAGUCAUCACGCCGUUGACCGAUAGAUGUUACAUAACUUUGACAACAGCACUUAAUCUGUAUCGCGGUGGGUGCCCUAAAGGACCAGCUGGUACCGGAAAAACAGAAACAGUAAAAGAUCUCGGAAAAGCUUUAGGUUUGAAUGUGAUAGUACAAAACUGUUCAGAGGGUCUGGAUUAUAAAAGUAUGGGAAGAUUGUUCGCCGGUCUAGCGCAAACUGGUGCUUGGGGUUGCUUCGAUGAGUUCAACAGGAUCAAUAUUGAAGUGCUGUCGGUUGUCGCCCAGCAAAUUCUCUCCAUCCUUACAGCACUUGCUCAGAAGUUAACGAGAUUUCUGUUCGAGGGCUCUGAUAUUUCUCUUGUUCGAACAACGGGAAUUUUCAUCACUAUGAAUCCAGGGUAUGCAGGCAGAACAGAAUUACCUGACAAUCUUAAGUCAAUGUUUAGACCGAUAUCCAUGAUGGUGCCUGACAGCAGUAUGAUUGCGGAAAUCAAUCUCUUUGGAGAGGGAUUUGAAAAUACUCGAGCUCUCGCCAGAAAGGUAUUCACUCUCUACACAUUAGCACAACAGCAACUCAGUAAACAGCAUCAUUAUGACUUUGGUUUACGAGGAAUAGUAACGCUGACACGUUAUGCCGGUAAGAAAAGACGUCAGUACAGCCACUUACCGGAUGAAGAGAUAAUAAUUUUAUCAAUGAAUGAUAUGAACAAAUCAAAACUAACAUCCGAUGAUUUGCCAUUAUUCAUCAACAUCACAUCAGAUUUAUUUCCUGAAAUAAAAAUACCCAAAGUCGAUUACGAUGAAUUUAUCGAGUACAUCACCAAGGAAGCAGUCAAGUUGAAUUUACAGCCAAUUCCAAUGCUACUGACAAAAGUAAUUGAACUGUAUGAAACUAAAAAUUCUCGACACUCGACAAUGAUCGUCGGGCAAUCAAAUACCGGUAAAUCAACGAUAUGGAAAAUAUUAAAAAACACAUCAACGUCAAUGAGUAGAGAUAAAAAAAUAGGAUUCAAUGUUGUAAAUGAGUAUCCCAUUAAUCCGAAAGCAUUAAACUUGGGUGAACUGUACGGCGAAUAUAAUCCUUCAACUGGUGAAUGGUCAGACGGUAUAAUAUCCUCUAUUAUGCGAAAGACCUGUACGGAUAACAGUUUAGAUGAAAAGUGGAUUAUUUUUGAUGGUCCAGUUGAUGCAUUGUGGAUUGAAAACAUGAACAGUGUAAUGGACGACAAUAAAAUUCUUACACUUAUUAACAAUGAACGCAUAACAAUGACAAAACAAGUCUCAUUGUUAUUUGAAACACAAGAUUUGGCUGUUGCGUCACCAGCGACCGUUUCUAGAGCCGGUAUGAUUUAUAGCGACUACAAAGACCUUGGAUGGCAUCCGCUCGUUAAUUCAUGGCUUGCAAAAUAUCAAACCAUCUCUGAGGAAUUUGUCCAACAAAUGAACCUAUUGUUUGAAAACUAUAUCGAUAAAGUAUUAACGUUCAAGCGGGUUAAGUGCAAAGAAUUAGUCACCGUUAAUGAGCUAAAUUCUGUCGAAAGUUUGUGCAAACUGUUACAAGUGCUCGCGACACCGGAAAAUGGAGUUAAAUUUCAUGGAGACAAACACACUUUUAAUUUAAUGUGUAAAAUUUGGUUUCUCUUUUGCAUGAUUUGGUCAGUCUGCUCGACGGUUGACGAAGAAGGACGACGUAAAAUGGAUAAUUACGUUAGGGAGAUGGAUAAUAUUUUUCCUCUCAAGGAUACGAUCUACGAGUAUUACGUUGACGUUAGACAACGUGGUUUUACCUCAUGGGAAGAAAAAUUGUCAUUGGCUUGGAGAUAUCCUACAGACACACCGUUUUAUAAAAUAAUAGUACCAACUGUUGAUACAGUCAGGUAUGACUAUUUAUUGAAUGUACUACUAAAAAAUGGGUAUCCAGUGAUGCUCGUAGGACCUGUCGGCACAGGAAAAACGUCAAUGGCACAAACGGUACUAGAAUCAUUAGAUAAAACAAAGUACAGUGUCCUUACAAUAAAUAUGUCGGGACAAACAACCUCGAAUAAUAUUCAAGAUGCCAUAGAAAGCCGUUUAGAAAAACGUAUGAAGGGAAUUUAUCUACCAUUCGGUGAUAAAACAAUGAUAACAUUUAUGGACGACUUUAAUAUGCCGAUGAAAGAUACUUAUGGCUCGCAACCUCCGCUUGAAUUAAUACGACAAUUUAUUGAUUACAAAUUUUGGUAUCACCGUACGAAACAAACUCAGAAGUACAUCAAGAAAAUGCAAUUGAUGAGCGCUAUGGGGCCUAGUGGCGGCGGACGCAAUGUCAUAAGUAAUCGUUUGAUUACUAAAUUUAAUAUUAUUAAUAUGACUCUUCCAAUGGAAAAACAAAUUGUACGCAUAUACAGUACAAUGUUGAAUCAACAGUUGCUUGACUUUAAUCCAGAAGUCAAGGGAAUCGCUACAGAAAUAACUUUGUCGACUAUUGAAAUUUAUAAUAGUGUAGUAAAAGCAAUGCUACCUACUCCGGGUAAAAUCCAUUAUUUAUUUAAUCUACGAGAUAUAUCAAAGGUAUUCCAGGGUCUUCUACGUAGCCACAAAGAUUACCAAUAUUCCCGGUGGACAUUUCUCCGUCUCUGGAUUCACGAGAUUUUCCGAGUGUUCAGUGACCGUCUGAUUGACGACUGGGACCGUGAUUGGUUGAUUUCAAAGGUGAAUGAACAGCUGGGCAAAUACUUUGAGCUGACAUUUCACAAUCUGUGCCCGGAAAGACGUUGUCCUGUAUUUGGCACCUUCAUGAACGCCCGGAACAUAUACGAGGACCUGCAGGACAUGCACCCAGUACGUUGUCACAUUGAAAGACAGAUGGAGGAAUAUAAUACGUCACCGGGAGUUGUAAGACUUAAUCUCGUUCUUUUUAGUCAAGCUGUCGAGCACAUUUGCCGGAUUGCACGAGUUAUUUCCCAACCACGCGGUAACAUGCUACUCGUCGGGAUUGGUGGUAGUGGAAGGCAAUCUCUGUCUAAAAUAGCCAGUUACAUGAGCGAAUUGAAAGUCUUUCAAGUGCAAGUAACCAAGCACUACGGUGUUCUAGAAUUUCGUGAAGAUCUCAAGAGACUUUACUCAAUGACAGGAGUGGACAACACGCCAACGAGUUUUCUUUUUCACGAUUCUCAGGUCGUCGAGGAGCAAUUUCUUGAAAUCGUCAACAGCAUGCUCGGAACCGGUCAAGUCGCAAACUUGCACAAAACCGACGAAAUUGAAGAGAUUAAAAACCGUCUGAUUAAAGAAGCCACCAAAGCGGGUAUCAUACCGACCACCGAAUCAAUUAUUUUAUUUAUGUUUGAACGUGUGCGCGCCAAUAUGCACAUCAUGUUAUGCAUGAAUCCAAUUGGUGAAAAGUUUCGCAAUCGUUUACGGCAAUAUCCGUCGUUGAUAAAUUGCACAACGAUCGACUGGUUUCUUGCGUGGCCUAGAGAAGCACUCUUGGAAGUCGGCAACAAGUUCCUCAUGAAUCUUAGCCUCGUUACGACAAUCACUGGGGUGGACAAACUGGAGCCCACGAGGUCAGAAACCACACCACCAAUUUAUUCAUUGCAAGAACGCAUGGUCGACGGUAUUACCGCGACCUUUGCUCUAAUUCACGACACGGUAAUACAGUACUCGAAAAGAAUGGCAAUGGAUAUGAAGAGAUACUGCUACGUGACACCAGCAAAUUUUCUUCAACUCGUUGUUGGUUACAAAAACAUGCUCGAGAGUAGAAGACAAAAAGUUGCUGAGCAAGCGAACAAACUUCACAGUGGCCUUACUAAGAUCAAUGAAACCAAAGACAAGGUAAAUGAGAUGGCAGUUGAACUAGAAGUGACACAGAGACAGGUACUCAAAGCGACGGAGGAUUGUGAGGAAUAUCUAGUGACAAUUGUCAACCAACGACGAGACGCGGACGAGACACAGAAGAAUGUCACUGCCAGGUCUAUUCGCAUUGAGAAAGAGUCCAAGGAGUGCAAGAAGUUGGAGAUGCUUGCGAGAGCUGAUCUCGAAACUGUCGAGCCCGCGUUGGAUGAAGCUAUGAAGGCACUCGAUACUCUCAAUAAGAAAGAUCUCGCCGAGAUAAAAUCAUUUGCUCGGCCGCCCCCCGGCGUCGAAAUGGUCAUGGAGGCAGUGAUGAUACUGAAAAACUCCGAGCCAACUUGGGCGGAAUCCAAGCGACAACUGGGCGACGUCAAUUUCUUAUAUUCGUUAAAAAACUUUAAUAAAGAUCGUAUAACAGAUCGUACACUGAAAGCUAUCAAAAAGUAUACUUCAAAUCCGGAAUUUAAUCCGGACAAAGUAGGCCAAGUAUCAAUUGCAGCGAAAUCACUUUGCAUGUGGGUAAUUGCGAUGAAACAAUACGGCAAACUCUACAGAAUAGUGGCACCUAAAAGAGAACGCCUAGAGUUAGCACUUAAAUCACUGAGUGAAAAAGAGAUAGCCUACAACGAAGCCGUAAUACAAUUGCAAAAGUUGCGUUCUGAGUUGGAGAGUCUACAGCAAAUGUACGACGCGAAGAUGAAGGAAAAAGAAGACCUAAUUAGACUGGCUAAUCUGCUGAAGAUAAAGUUAGAACGAGCGGCAAUGCUAGUGGAUGGUCUCUCAGAUGAGCAUCUUCGAUGGCAAGAGACAGUAGAGUCCUUAGGGGAGUUUUACGAGCGUCUACCCGGUGAUUGCCUCAUAUCAACUGCUUUCAUAUCUUACUUGGGUCCGUUCUUGUCCAAUUACCGUGAGGAACUCGUUGAGAUUUGGAUGAAAGAGGUACAAGAGAAGGGAAUUCCCUAUACCAGCGAGUUAGACGUAAAGCAGUUCCUAAGCAAUCCAACAACAAUUAGGGAAUGGAACAUUCAAGGCCUGCCUUCCGAUGAAUUCAGCACCGAGAAUGGUAUCAUUAUAACCCAGAGCACGCGGUGGCCUCUUGUUAUUGAUCCUCAAUGUCAGGCAGUCAAGUGGAUCAAGAGUAUGGAGGCAACUAACAGUUUGCGAGUCAUCGACUUUGCCAGGCAAGAUUUCACGAGGGUUUUAGAGCUGGCGUUACAAUUUGGAGAGCCUGUGCUACUGGAAAAUAUUGGAGAACAUAUAGAUCCUAUAUUAAGUCCUAUUUUACACAGAUCAUUUAUCAAAUUAGGUGAUGCAGUAAUGAUUAAAUUUAAUGAUAAAAUGAUUAGUUAUAACGACAACUUCCGUCUAUAUAUAACAACGAAACUGGCAAACCCACAUUAUAGUCCGGAGAUAUCAACCAAAACUGCAUUAUGCAACUUCGCCAUUAAGGAACAAGGUUUAGAAACUCAACUACUCGGCAUUGCGGUGAGAAAGGAAAAGCCACAACUCGAAGAGCAGAAAGACAACUUGGUACUCAGCAUUGCCACAGGCAAACGAACUUUAAAAGAAUUAGAAGACAAAAUUUUACAUCUCCUGAGUGUGGCUUCAGGAUCUUUGUUGGACGACCUAGACCUCUUGAACACAUUACAGACUUCAAAAAGUACCUCAACUUCAGUCCAAGAGUCUUUAGUCAUCUCGUUGGCCACGGAAAAAGAAAUAGACGAAGCUAGAGAACAAUAUCGUCCUUGUUCUCGACGUGCGACGAUAUUAUUUUUUAUUUUAAACCAAUUGUACUUAAUUGAUCCGAUGUAUCAAUUCUCACUGGACUCCUACAUCAAUCUCUUUAUGCAUUCUAUCGAAAAAUGUCCGAAAAAACACAAAAUUAACGAAAGGAUUGACGCAUUGAAUGACUAUCACACUUAUGCCGUUUACACGAACACGUGUCGCGGGUUAUUUGAGCGUCAUAAACUAUUAUUUUCAUUCCACAUGUGUAUAAAAAUACUCCAAGCCCAAGGGAAAAUGAACCCAGCGGAGUAUAAUUUUUUAUUGAAAGGCGGGAUAGUUUUUGACCGCGAACACCAACCGGAAAAACCAGUUACUUGGUUAUCCAAUGAAAAUUGGGAUAAUAUUACCGAACUUGAUAAAUUUCCUGGAUUUCAUGGGAUAGUGUCGUCAUUUGAAGAACGUACACGCGAUUGGCACAAUUGGUACACAAAUAUCGAACCAGAAUCAAUAAGAUUACCAGGAGGAUGGGAGGAAUCACUAACGGAACUACAGAAAAUAUUGAUAAUAAGAAGCUGCAGGAGUGAUCGCGUAAUAUUUAGCGUAACGAAGUUUAUAAUAAAUAAUUUAGGAUCAAGAUUUGUGGAGCCGCCAGUUUUAGAUAUCAAGGAAGUGUUGGAUGACUCAACGUCGCAGUCACCACUGAUAUUCAUCCUGUCUCCGGGCGUUGAUCCAACCGCGGAAUUAAUGCAAUUAGCAGAAAGUAAAGGAAUGGCUCAGAGAUUUAUGACACUGUCACUUGGACAGGGACAAGCACCUAUCGCUACUAAUAUGAUUGAAGCGGGUUCGCAAGACGGGUCCUGGAUAUUUUUAGCAAACUGUCAUCUGUCACUUAGUUGGAUGCCGACGUUAGAUAAAAUUGUCGAGUCAUUAAUAAAUAAUAAAAACUUACAUCCUGAAUUCAGACUAUGGCUGAGUUCAAGUCCGACGUCGGAGUUUCCUAUAUCAAUCCUUCAAGCGGGAGUUAAAAUGACUACAGAACCGCCCAAGGGUCUAAAAGCCAACAUGAAACGACUCUAUGGUUUAAUUACAGCAACUCAAUUUGACAUUUGUCAGGCUAAAUCUAAAUACAAAAAACUAUUAUUCGCGCUUGUAUUUUUUCACUCUAUUUUACUUGAACGUAAAAAAUUUCAACAACUCGGUUGGAAUGUAAUUUACAGCUUCAACGACUCAGACUUUAAAAUAUCAGAUAAUAUUCUGCAAGUAUAUUUAGAUGAAUAUCCUGAAGAAACUCCUUGGGAAGCUUUAAAAUAUUUGAUAGCUGGUGUAUGCUACGGAGGUCACGUAACUGAUGACUGGGAUCGACGUUUGCUCAUGACCUAUGUCCAGCAAUAUUUAAAUCCUGAUAUAUUUACAAAAGAAUCCUAUCGCCUGUCAUCAUUAUCAAGUUACUACGUUCCACGUGAUGGAUCACUAGAGUCUUAUUGUGAUUUUAUAACGAUGCUACCGAGUACAGACAAACCAGAAGUAUUUGGUCAGCAUAUGAAUGCAGACAUAACGUCACUUAUCAUUGAGACACGUUCAAUGUUCGAAACUUUGAUGAGUCUGCAGAUUCAAGUGUCAUCCGAUGAAAUUACAACCAGUAGCAGUUGUACCAAAGAAGACAAAGUGAUGCAACUAGCAAGUGACAUAGAAGCAAUGCUGCCAAGAAAUAUCGACUAUGAGACAGCAGAGAAACUAAUUGGAUCAACAAAUAAGACACCACUUAGUGUUGUGUUGCUACAGGAAAUAGUACGGUACAAUAUCCUACUUGAAUUGACACGAGACAGUGUACGAGAUUUACAACGUGGGAUCAAAGGACUGAUAGUAAUGUCAGACGAGCUGGAAGAAAUAUUCACGUGUGUAUACGAGGGUCGUGUACCGUCAACCUGGCUGACAGCUUAUCCGUCCUUAAAAGCCUUAGGCUCAUGGACCCGAGAUCUCAUCAGCCGUGUUCAACACUUGGCUAAGUGGGCGGAAACCACUCAUACGCCUUUACUGUUCUGGCUUGCCGCCUACACCUUUCCUACGGCUUUUCUUACUGCUGUGCUUCAAACUUCAGCGAGACAAUCGAAUCUCUCUAUUGAUUCACUUAUUUGGGAAUUUAAUGUUAUUGAUAUUGAUAACGACGCUAUUGUCGAACCACCAACGGAUGGUGUUUAUGUGCGAUCUAUUUAUCUGGAAGGCGCUGGGUGGGAUUGUAAAGCUGGUAGAUUGAUAGAGCCAACGCCAAUGCAGCUGGUCUGUGACAUGCCUGUAAUUCAUUUCCGGCCCACUGAGCUGACGAGGAAAAAACCUAAAGAUGUUUAUAAUUGCCCGUGUUAUUACUACCCUUUGAGGGCCGGAACGCAAACUCAUUCAGCAUUCGUGGUAGCUGUUGAUUUAAAAACUGGAUACGAGACUCCAGAUUUUUGGAUUAAGCGAGCAACAGCUUUAUUAUUAAGUCUAGCUGAUUAAUUUAGCAUAAGUUUAAAUAAAUUGUUGACUACUAAUUAUGUUUUGAUGAUCUAUCAAUAAGCUAAUUAACAUCAGGAAAGCGUAAUUUUAUAGCAUGGAUAUUUAAGAAAAUUAUUGAUUUUAUUGAA
Molecule: messenger RNA, 13907 nt
Organism: Microplitis mediator
Lineage: Eukaryota; Metazoa; Arthropoda; Insecta; Hymenoptera; Braconidae
Gene: kl-2
Product: dynein axonemal heavy chain 2
Exons: 58
Coding region: 22-13779 (4585 amino acids)
Biological process (GO): microtubule-based movement
Cellular component (GO): dynein complex
Molecular function (GO): minus-end-directed microtubule motor activity; ATP hydrolysis activity; ATP binding
Source: RefSeq, a predicted model, not a curated record